Messenger RNA from Desarmillaria tabescens, 1184 nucleotides. Its product is annotated as mitochondrial ribosomal subunit protein-domain-containing protein. The transcript is spliced from 3 exons. Gene Ontology annotation, biological process: mitochondrial translation. The record is from RefSeq and is a predicted model, not a curated record. Gene Ontology annotation, molecular function: structural constituent of ribosome. NCBI's taxonomy places the organism in Eukaryota, Fungi, Basidiomycota, Agaricomycetes, Agaricales, Physalacriaceae. The coding region runs from base 1 to 822 and encodes 273 amino acids. Gene Ontology annotation, cellular component: mitochondrial small ribosomal subunit.
AUGGCGUUUCGUGUCGCUCGUUUCCUCACUCGUCCAGUACAUCGCUAUCAGCCACGACCUCCUUUAUCUCCUAGUUUGUGUCGUAAUUUGGCGACACCACCACCGGCGUCGGAAGGAGCGGACGGACCCAAAGGAGAGAAACUGGCAGCCAAAAGGAAGGAGGAAGAUGACGAGCUAAUAACGGAAGAUCUCCUUGAGGACAUUUUGGAAGAUCCAUACGAUGGAGACGACACUGUAUCUGCGGGACACAUGAUGCUCCAGCAACAAAGAGAAACUCUUCACUACCUCCGUCUCAUCGAGCAUGAGAUGCCCAAGCUUGUCGCCUACCGGAAACCAUUUAUUCCCCCAACAUCAGCUACACCGCUUGUAGUCAGGUCUCUAGGCUAUGGAGGAGAGCCGCAUCCUGCUACGAAUAAGCGCGUAGUGGUUGUUGCUGUAGACGACCUCCCGUUGAAAGACGAAGCGGCCAUACACAGAAUAAAGGUGCUUGCAGGGCCAAGAUGGGCACCCCGACCGCCGUUAGACGGUGGUAUCAGCAACCUCGAUAAUUGGGGCAAUGGAUACAUCAAAAUCUCAUGCGAAAACUUUCCUCGGCCAGAGAUGAACCUAUCGUGGGCCAGCGAUACACUGGACAGAUUGAUCCAGGAGGCCAAUGAAAGAAUAAACUCGACGAUGUACCCUCUCGACCUUCGACAUAUAUUUGCUCGGGCCCGUAAGGCUAAAAAGGGAGAGCAUCUACGUGGUCGUAUCUAUUCCCGACCGACUAUCCACGAUUUCCCGAAGGAAUGGCUACCACCAACUGCUACUAGUGAUAGCAAUUGACCACUUAAUAACACUUCAUCACCCAUCCGAAUGAGUAUGCGUGCAUUACAUCGGCGAAUGCCCUAUGCCUUGGAUACAAGACCGCCAGAUCUAAUCAUGUCGAAGAAAUCGUCCUUUUCAACUGCAGCUGAACAUGAGGCAAUAUUAUCAGAGAUAUGUCAGACACAUAGAAAGAGACGCGUCAAACCUUCUUUCCCUCUCCCAAUAAUAUUGUCACGGUUUUUACCCUUUGAUUUUUUCGACUUGUCGGCAGCCGGCGCGGGUAAGGAUGGUUUGCCACUACCUCUUGCAGCCUUUUUUUCUUGUUGCACAUUGGUAGCGUCUGCUUGAGCCUGUUGUAUGACAUUAAACAGUUUGACGAC